This is a messenger RNA of Polyodon spathula (Mississippi paddlefish), 1474 nucleotides long. Its product is annotated as flavin reductase (NADPH)-like. The record is from RefSeq and is a predicted model, not a curated record. The transcript has 5 exons. NCBI's taxonomy places the organism in Eukaryota, Metazoa, Chordata, Actinopteri, Acipenseriformes, Polyodontidae. The coding region runs from base 270 to 893 and encodes 207 amino acids.
AAAUAACCAUGCAGAAGUGCACCUCUCAAUAGUUUUGAGCAUUAAAAAAAUAAUUCAAAAGAGAGGUAUUCAUAUACGUAAAGCCUAUACCGCGAUAAAGUAUCUUGGUCUGUGCCGCAGGGAGGGGUUUGCUGCGGAAGUGAAUGAUAGUAUUUUAAGGGGGCUGUACCGCGCACUAGCUGUGUGCUACCGCGCUACUUGUUGGAAGUUGUGCACGGCGCGUUUAAAUAUAGCUUCUUUAUUUCAGUCCACUGUCUCGAUCGGUUGCCAUGGCUGGGAAUGUAAAGAACGUCGUGAUAUUCGGAGCGACUGGAAUGUCUGGGCUCGCGACACUGCCAAAAGCUGCAGAGGCAGGGUACAAUGUGACUGUGCUGGUACGGGACCCUGCUAGGCUCCCCUCGGGUCACGAGGCCUCCAGAGUGGUGACUGGGGACGUCCUGAAUAAGGAGGACGUGAGGCGGGCCAUGGAGGGGCAGGAUGCUGUCAUCAUCAUUUUGGGGACCAGGAAUGACCUUGGUGCAACUACAAUGAUGUCCGAAGGCACUAGGAAUAUCUUGGAUGCUAUGAAAGAACGUGGGAUUCGCAAAGUUAUUGCUUGCAUGUCAGCUUUCCUCCUGUGGGAUCGCUCCAAGGUGCCCCCUCGUAUGUUGGCUGUCACUGAAGAUCACGAUCGCAUGUACCAGGCGCUGAAGGACUCUGGUCUGGACUACGUGGCAGUCAUGCCACCUCAUAUCGCAGAUAACCACCCCUUAACAGAGAAAUACACUGUCACUGAAAAUAUGCUGAAAGGAAGAGUCAUCUCCAAACACGACCUGGGCCAUUUUUUUGUCAAGUGUCUGUCUACAACUGAAUGGGACAGGAAGACUGUUGGGCUUGCAGGGGAAUACAGUUAAUCGAGGCUGCAUCGCCAACAGGGGGACUAGUGUAGUCUGCAUUAGCCGUUUUCACUGCUCCCCUCACCAUCGCCCUGCUCUGGGCAGGGAUGGAAAUAAGACUCUGAUUGCAUAGCAGUCUCAUUCAUUCCAGGUAUUAAUACCAUCAGCCACACUGUGUAGCAAUCAAGCUCUGGUGUGUGGUAUUGAACUCCUAGUAAAACCAGGCACUGCUCAAACUGCUAUGCAGUGGGAGUCUUGUUUCCGUCCAAUUUGAAAAGCAUCUGAAGGUGUGACGCUAAAGAGUUUUCCCCUCUUCUGUCUGGACCUGUCAGAGGGGUGCAUGCAUAUAGACUUAUAUGCAAAGAAAGGUUAUUUUGUUACAAAAAAAUAAGUGGGUACAAAUGUUCGGAAGGGGAACUGAUAUUCCCACAUAGUCGUUCCUAAGGGGAGAAAUAUUCACAGCGAACGAAGGGGGCAGUGAUAAUGGUACUGCUAAAUACUAGUAAAACACUUGGAAACACAACGAAAACAAGAUGUCAAGGGCUAGGACACUUUUGUAACUUUCAGAGUUGUUACUGGAUAAUAAAAUCUUACCAGGC